Messenger RNA from Dimorphilus gyrociliatus, 1109 nucleotides. The record is from the annotation of a GenBank genome assembly. NCBI's taxonomy places the organism in Eukaryota, Metazoa, Annelida, Polychaeta, Dinophilidae.
AAUCUAUCACUAUGGCGGUCACCGGUGUGAGGGUACCAAUUGCUUUUUCAACUAUAUUUAAUAAACUAAGACUUGAUCCUUACAAGAUAUGCAUGCGAAAGAAUCACAAAAAUAGUUUUCAAAAGAGAAUUUUUUCCGGUAUACAACCAACUAGUAUUCCUCAUGUUGGUAAUUAUUUUGGUGCCGUAAAGUCGUGGGUAGAUCUUCAAAAUGAUCAAAAAGAGAAUAUUAUCUUAAGUAUAGUGGACCUACAUUCAAUUACCGUACCACAAAACCCAGCACGCCUACAGCAACAAAUUGAAGAGUCUUUAAUUUGUUUAAUCGCUUCAGGCAUCGAUCCUAAUAGAACAGUACUUUUUCAACAAUCCAAGGUUAAUGGACACGCAAGUCUGUCUUGGAUUCUAGGCUGUUUAUGUACAAUACCACAAUUAGAGCAUCUUCCUCAAUGGAAAGAAAAGAGUGAACUUGUAAAAGAAAGUCGCUUAGGAAUAUUUACGUACCCCGUUUUGCAGGCUGCAGAUAUUCUUUUAUACAAAGCAACACACGUUCCUGUUGGAGAAGAUCAAGUUAAACAUAUAGAACUGACAAGACAUUUGGCUAAGGCCUUUAACAGAACCUAUUUAAAUAUUUUUCCAUCACCCCAGACAAUUUUAGGUAAGCAUAAGAGGAUCAAAAGUCUUCGUAACCCCGCCAACAAGAUGUCAAAAUCGGAAGCAGAUAGUAAAGGAAAAAUUGACAUUUGCGACUCUGCUGAAGAAAUCGUGCAAAAAGUGAAAAAAGCGGUUACCGACUCUAAUUCAGCGAUAACUUACGAUCCUAUUGAAAGACCAGGAAUAUCGAAUUUAAUUGAAAUUAUGAGUGCUGUAACAGAUACCGAACCAAAUCGAAUAGUUGAAAACUCUGCCGGUCUAGAUACAGUUCAAUUUAAGAGUAGAGUGUCGGAGGCGGUUGUGGAAUAUUUUAGGCCAAUAAGAAAAAGAUUUAUCGAAUUAAGAGAAGAUAGAAGCUAUCUUCACAAAGUGCUGAAAGAUGGAGAAGAGAAGGCACAAAAAAUUGCCGAUGAAACAAUGCAUGAAGUAAGAAAUGCUGUUGGCCUCAAUGUUUAUUAA